Messenger RNA from Paralichthys olivaceus (Japanese flounder), 2425 nucleotides. It is a transcript of the gene dxo, whose product is annotated as decapping exoribonuclease. The record is from RefSeq and is a predicted model, not a curated record. NCBI's taxonomy places the organism in Eukaryota, Metazoa, Chordata, Actinopteri, Pleuronectiformes, Paralichthyidae. Gene Ontology annotation, molecular function: mRNA 5'-diphosphatase activity. Gene Ontology annotation, cellular component: nucleus; cytosol. Gene Ontology annotation, biological process: NAD-cap decapping; nuclear-transcribed mRNA catabolic process.
GGUAGUUUGUUGUUAGCCUACGAUGCUAGUUAGCUCUGCAGCAAGCGAAACGAAAUUAGCUCGUUCGUUAUUUAUUUCUGUCUCCUUAUCACACGUUUUGUUAUGUUCAUCAGAAGAGUUGCUGGAAAAACAUCCUGGUCGUUUUUUUAAAUGCGAUUUAAAUUCGGUUUAUCAUCGUGGCGGACUUGAGAUGAAGAUAAGGUUAGCUUAGCUGCCGUGUUUGCUAACCAAGGUAGCGAUGGACCACCAUCGAUCCCACAAUCCCAACUCCAGCCAGCGGUCAGCGUACAAAAGAGAAAGAGGCGACGGUUGGAGAAAUCACCAUGAGAAUAAACACUUAAAACCAAGCCAGCAGCAGCAGCGUCAGUCUGGAUCAGCUCCAGAGCAACACCCGCUCGGCUCCCAGAGUUUGAGCACCAGAAGGGAGCUUUAUGAAAGAGACUUUCCAGUUUACAAACAGCCCGUCGAAGUAGGAUGUUUUUCCCUCGAUGCUGAGCGCAGAUUCUUCAACGACGACAGGCAGAUGAGAUACUAUGAGGGACCUGAGAGAAGUCCCAAUUUUGACCUGAGGGAUGGAUACAAGGACCGCUUUAUAAAAAGGGACGACAGCGUGAAGGAGAAGCUGGACCACAUCCUGCGCUGGAUCAUAGCCAAUAAAACAAAGUGCAUCCCAAGUGCGACCACGGCCUCAUCACGUGCUUUAGAUGCCGACAUUGUGACAUGGCGGGGUCAUCUGACCAAGCUGCUGACCACUCCCUAUGAGACACGGGAGGGCUGGCUGCUGGCAGUCACCAUGUUUAAAGGAACCGUUUACAUCAGUGAAGUGGAAACAGAGGCUGCUCGGAGGGACAGAGAGAACCGGACUGAGAGGCACGAAGAGAUGAUGUACUGGGGGUACAAGUUUGAGCAAUACACAUGUGCAGAUAAGCUUCACAGUUUACCUGACCCGAGUGGUGUGGUCAACACGAAUGAGGCCUUUUGCACUGUGGUGCAGACUCGGCUCGCGGAUCACAGACUUCUGUUCUCCGGUGAGGUGGACUGUCGGGAUAAAGAUCCCAAUGCUCCAGCUCCUCCUGCCUGCUACGUCGAGCUCAAGACCUCUGCAGAGAUCUGCACCCCCAAACAACGCAGCAACUUCCACAGGUUCAAACUGCUGAAGUGGUGGGCACAGUCGUUCCUCCCUGGGGUCCCUCGCGUUAUAGCAGGUUUGCGGGAUCAUGAAGGAGUGGUUGUUUCUGUGGAGACUUUUCACAUCUCCAAGAUAUCACAUCUCAUCAAGAAUGAAUAUAACUGCUGGAAGCCGACAGUCUGUAUGAACUUCUGCUGUGAUUUCUUGUCUUUCGUGAAGCAUGUGGCUACUGAAGACAACCCAAGUGUGGUGUACCUGUUCUCCUGGGAUCCCCACAGAGAUGUGACCUACUCCAUCCACAGGGACUCCCCGUAUUCAUUCCUGCCCCGCUGGUAUAUCGAGGAGAUGACCAGCAGUCGAGACUCACAUCAUCAGUCCUGAUUUAUAAUAUCUGGUCAAACAGAAUUCUUGAUAUAUUGUGGCCUCCAAUGGAGGGAUUUUUUUUAACCAAAAUACUUUGUCAUUUUAUGCAUGGACAAUUUAACUUGUGCAGCUUGCAUAGAGAUCAUGAUCAUUCUGAGGGAUACUUAGCAUAUGAUCAUUCACACACACUGGGUAUGUUCGUGUGUCAGUGCAAACAGGAAGCAGAAAUUGGAGAACACGGCCUGGGUUAAGCUGAGCUCGGCCUGCGUGAUGAAAACUGUAUGCUUGGUGACUGGAGAGAAAAUGCGUUUUCUUCGAGUUCACGCCAAGUAUUUCCUGCCAUGGUAUUCGUUCAUCAUUUGAAAGAGAGCUGUGGUUUUUCAUGUAAAAAAAACAACACAGUGUGGUGUCAACAGUUUCACAAACUUUAUUAUUCCCUGGUUAUAACAAUAAUAUAAAAUCCCAAAACAGUCAAUUGUUAUGUUGAAUUAAACAAAAUUAGAAAACAUUUUUAAAAAAUGUGUUGAAAAUAAAUGAAACUGAAUUCAAGUAAGAAUUGCAUCAGCAGUUACAAAUAUUUUUAUGUAAACUCUUCAAACAAAACAUGUUCAAAUGCAUCACUGCCUUCUCUGUUGUCUAACUAACAGUGACAAAUUUAUCUUCUAUUAAAUAAAGCUAAUUUCAUCUUCCCAUAAUCACACGUGGCUUAAUCUGUUUGCACCAGUUAAACAUAUUUUUUUUAAUUUCCUUUGAUUUCUCUGAUCUUUAUGAGCGUUUGCAAUUUGGUGCAGAAUCAAUUGUGGUUUCAUGAGGGGAGUGUGGGGCCGUGGAGGAGGUAUGUGCUCUACUGAUAUUGUGAAUUAGAAAUGCGUUCAUCUUGUGGUGGAUGUCCUUUGAUGAAUUUCCAGACAGUAGACGCAUAAAAACAAAAAA